Rhagoletis pomonella (apple maggot) is the source of this 2740-nucleotide messenger RNA. RefSeq lists its product as uncharacterized. NCBI's taxonomy places the organism in Eukaryota, Metazoa, Arthropoda, Insecta, Diptera, Tephritidae. The record is from RefSeq and is a predicted model, not a curated record.
UUCUAACAAAUGGCAAAUUUUCCAAGUGCCAAAUGAGCAAAUCCAUUUAAGACGCAACUACAACCGACAAAACGCAUUCAAGAUAUUUUCAGGAUGAAAUCUUCAUAUUCAUAAAGGCAAUUCAGCGACGUGCGAUAAAUGCCCCGACCUGUAAUACAUGCGUAAAGAUACACAUACAUACAUAAAUAUGUAACUAACCGGCUAGGUACAUACUACAUACGCACCACAUACAUACUUAUGUCCUUAUGUCUGUAAGCAAUAGUAGCACAAGUUAUGUCGCACACAGCCUGGCUAUCGACAGCAAUCAUAUCCAAUAAGAACUACACCACCGUCACACCAAAACCAAAGCACACCAACCAAUGUCAAGAGCGCUUCUUCAACAAAAGUACUCGUAUCACAGCCACCAACGACGACAACGCCAGCAACUACUACAUACAUACAUAAGAGAGCAACCAACAAGAGUGCAGCAGCUAGCAGGCAGGCAGCCAGCCAGCGGUGAAUAGCGAAACGAUCAACUGGCAGACUUAAAUAAUGCAAGUAACCGUUUUUCAACGCAGCAUUCUACGCAGAUUUAAGUGAGCCAUCAAAACGCACCACAGCCACUUAAGGAGUAUAUAAGUAUAAGGAAAAAUACAAACAGCCGCCACCCUACCAACCAACCACCCAACCACCCAACCACCCAAUCACCCAACCCCACCCAUCAAGUGGGCGCGCGAAAAGUUCAACAAAUUGUUCCAUGCUGUAUGUAGUAAACACUUCAAGCUAUCAGUAAAAAAAUAGAAAAAAAAAUAGAAAAAAUGUUCGACACUAAAUGGUUGCCUGCCGCCUGUGGCAGUUUGGCGCCCGCCCUCAUACCGCCCGCACACAUGUUGGUGUUGGCCUACUUUUGGCAAAAUUAUUCACGUUACGUUGAUAAACACUUUUGUACUUGCUCCUGCUGGGACACCAUAUUCAAGGGACCAUACGAAUCGGGUAUCGCCUCCUAUAAGCAUCUCUACUUCAAUGUAACACAAAACUCGUUCAAAAUGUGGCUGUUGACUGUAUUCGCUGUUAUUGCACUUUAUGAAUGCAUUAAACAGUUGAUUGCGUUGAUAUUGCAACAACGUUGCCGCUACUCGAUGUUGUUGCUAUUCUCGUUGUCGAUAUUUUCACACUAUUAUGCGUGGUGGGCGUACAUGAAUUACUACAACGACGACUACUAUCAACAAUGGAAUCAUCAACUAUUCUUUACGGUAACCGAAUUGAUAUCUUCCGUAUUGGUCAUGCAUCUGGCCAACACCACCAACACCGUCACAUCGAAAAAAGUAUUCUGCAUCGUUGGCAUUGCCAUACUCCACAUCACAGCCAGUAGUUUCGAUCAAUUCUUCCUGAAUGUGGUACGUGGCGAGGGCUAUGCCCAUCAAAUAGUACGUGAUAUCGGUUUUAUGGUACCGGACAUUCUCCAAUUAAUUAUACCAUUGUGGCUGUUCCGUAAAACGCGCAAGGAAUCGUAUACGACACGCCCCUUCUAUCGUGAUCGUAAUCUACACAAAGAUAUUGUGGCGAUGCUAUUCUUCGUGUUGGCACUCUUUGUGGUUUGUACGAUUUUGUGAGAUAAAAUUUUCCAAUACCUACAGAUGAUGAAUAGCGAAGAGGAAGCGCGUGCCACAAGGCGUAUGAAUUUAAUGGCGCGACUCUACUUCAAUUUGUAAGGUAAUUUGAAUAGCAUACAUAUCUAUGUAAUGUAAAAUGUUAAACAGCAACAAAGUGGGAGCAGACAUGUCAUACAUUUAGCGGAUGUUUGAGGUUGCGCAGCGGCAUAGCAUAACUUUGUCGCACUGAACCGCAAUUGGUGUGGUGUAAGUCUAGUUUUAGCUACAUAGUUUUAUAAUUACAAAUUCUAGUACAUACGCUCAUACGUACUUAGAGACAUCUGUACAUACAUAUGUAUGUAUAUAGUUAUAGAAUUAUAUAUUUAUAUUACAUAGUUCCAUAGUGCAACUAGUUCAAAGAACAAACUUUUUAGUUUUCCUUUUUCUGCCGCUAUGUAUAACCAUGUGAUAGAUGUGUGUGUUUCUUUUAUAAACUUAAAAUUUUAAUUAUGAUGGAUUUUUUAUUUUUUUUAAAUAAAGUAGUGAAUAUUUUGAGUGUUAGUGAUGGGGAAAAGAAAAUAUAUACGUACAUACAUAGAUACAUACAUUUGUAGAAAGAAAAUAGUUUUUUAAUCAUUUUCGGAAAAUAUGCUUUAGCAGGUAAAUUUGCAUAGACUCUGUCAAAUAAGUUCUAAAGCUGGACUUUACUUUUGAUGUAUUUACUUUUAUUUCUUUAAAUUUUUCAUAAAUUUGGUUAAGAUUCAAUAUUGCACAAUUUGUUGGCCACAUAUUUCCCCAACAUAAAGACUUGCUUUUGAAACUAUUUGACAGAGGAAUGCAUGUUCAUAAAUAUUUGCAAAUAUCAUGGCAAAUUAUAAUAAGUUUACUGAAAUCUACGAAAAAAUAUUAGUUAUAUUCAAAAUAGAUUUCUAUGAAACGAAAAUUGUAGUGAAACCAAAAAAUAGUUGUAGUCAAAAUAAAAGUUUGACCAUAUCAGCACAAAUUUUUUACACCGUAGAUAACAUACUCGAAUGUACCACAUAGUAUUUACAUAUGUAUGUAUAUACAAAUACAACUCUCCCUACCUAAAACAAAAUCUUUCUUAAUUUUCAAACUAUAAUCAUCUAAAAACUUCAAAAUGACUAGGUUAGGUUAGACAGGUGGCUCUG